GUGGCACGACGCGGGGCAGUGGGAGGUGGAAGCGGGCGGCCGGUCUUCGGGCAGGAGGCAAACCAAGAGGUGCGGGGGUCGGCCCGGCCCAGCCGGGGCUGGGGAGCUGCUGAGCGCCGACACGCCAGCGCGAAAAGGAGCAUUUUUCUGACCAAGUCCGCCCAGCUGCGCCAGCUGUCAGCCGGGGGGACAGCGGGGGAGCGGCCGAGCCGGCCCGGGGCGGGUGGUCCGCACGCACCCGCUCCAUCAGCAGCCCAGCUGGGAAGCGGGACAGCCGCCGCAGCGCCCCCGUCCCCGCCCCGUCCCGCCCAACCAGGGCGCGGGGGCCGCUCGGGCGCUCACUCAGGGAUCGCGGUGACGGGCCAUGUCCACAGCGGGCAGGGCAGCCUCAUCCAGCUCCGACCCGCCCGCUGAGGCGCCAAGCCCGGACACUGCGGCGGGCCUGCGGCUCCGCGUCCGCACUGCUCCAGGGUGGCCGGUGGGGCCGCGCCGAGCCCGGGGCCAGGCGGGUGUCGCUGCCGUGACAGGGUUAAUCGCGGCGGAGGCGCGGCGCGGGGCGGUCUCCCAGCCGCGCCUCCCUCCCGGCGGCCGCCCCCGCCCGCCCCUCGCUCCGCCGCCGCACCUGCCCGCGCCCGCGCCGACAACUUUCCCUGCCUGUUGCGCGCACCGAGCUCCGUGCCCGGCGGUCCCUGCCAUGGGCGCCGCGGAGCAGCGCCGCGGGUAGGCGGCCCGCGGGGGUCGGGCCGGGAGCGCUGCCAAGGCUCUCCGCCCUCGCCUCGCUUCGCCGCCGCCGCAGCGAUCGCUGCCCCGCGCUCGGCGAGCAUGGAGGUGCAGCUGGGGGUCGGUCGCGUCUACCCGCGACCGGCGGGCAGGACCUUCCGCGGGGCUUUUCAGAGCUUCUUCCAGAGCGUCUGCGACGCUUUCCAGCCGCCGCGGGAGGAGCCGGGCGCCGGGCAGCCGCCGCCAAGCGCGCCUUGCCCGCCGAGUCCCCGGCCGCCGCAGGACCCUCCCGCCUGCCUGCCGCCCCCGCCGGGCUGCCUGCCGCCCCCCGAGCCCCGCGCCGUCGGCAAGGCGCUGCCGGCCGCCGGCCCCGCCACGGGCUCGUCCUUCACCUGCACCGGAGAGCUGAGGGAGCUGCUGGGCGAGGCGGGUGCGAUGCCGCUGCUGCCGCCGCCCGAGACCGAGCCGGCGGACAAGGAAGACGCGCUGGGCGACAGUGCCCGGCAGCUGUGCCGCGCCGUGUCCGCCUCCAUGGGGCUGGCGCUGGAGGCACUGGAGACCCCGGCCGAGCCGCUGCCCCGCGAGGACUGCAUGUUCGCGGUGCCCGCCGGGCCAGCCCGCGCCCCGCGCCCGCCGGCCCGCGACCCCUCGCCCGCCUUCGAGGCCGCCCUGGCCGCCGAGCCGCCCGCCGGACCGGGGCUGCCCCGCGGCUUCGGCCGCGUCAAGCUGGAGAGCGCGGCGGGGCCGGCCACGGGCGGCGGCUGGGGCGGCCCGUGCCGCUUCGGGGCCGAGCUGGUCCCGCCGGGCCCCGCGCCCUCCUGGCCCACCUUCUUCGCCGAGGAGGGGCAGCUCUACGGGCCGUACCCAGAGCCGCCCGCCGGGCCCCCCGACUGCCCUGCCGAUGCCUGGUACCCACCGGGCCGGGCGCCUUUCGCCGCCCCCGCCCCCGGCAUCAAGAGCGAGCUGGAGCCCUGGGUCGAGGGCUACGCUGGCGCUUACGGCGACCUCCGGUUGGAGGGUGGCCGUGACCAUGUCCUGCCCAUUGACUAUUACUUCCCACCUCAGAAGACCUGUCUGAUCUGUGGAGACGAAGCGUCCGGGUGCCAUUACGGAGCCCUCACAUGUGGGAGCUGCAAAGUGUUCUUCAAACGGGCAGCUGAAGGUAAGCAGAAGUACCUCUGUGCCAGCCGGAAUGACUGCACCAUCGACAAGUUCCGAAGGAAAAACUGCCCCUCCUGCCGCCUGCGGAAGUGCUACGAGGCCGGGAUGACUCUCGGAGCCCGGAAGCUGAAGAAACUGGGUAACCUGAAGGCACAGGACGAUGUGGAGGGAACCAGCUCAUCCAGCCCCAUGGAGGAGCAAGCUCCCAAGCUGGUGAUGACACGCAUUGAUGGCUACGAGUGUCAGCCCAUCUUCCUCAACGUCCUGGAGGCCAUCGAGCCUGGUGUGGUGUGUGCUGGCCACGACAACAGCCAGCCUGACUCCUUCUCCAACCUGCUGACCAGCCUGAAUGAGCUUGGGGAGCGGCAGCUGGUCUACGUGGUCAAAUGGGCAAAGGCCCUGCCAGGAUUUCGCAACCUGCAUGUGGAUGACCAGAUGUCAAUAAUCCAGUACUCUUGGAUGGGCCUGAUGGUGUUUGCUAUGGGAUGGAGAUCCUUCACCAACGUCAAUUCCAGGAUGCUUUACUUUGCUCCAGACCUGGUCUUCAAUGAGUACCGCAUGCACAAAUCCAGGAUGUACAGCCAGUGCAUCAGGAUGCGGCACCUCUCCCAGGAAUUUGGGUGGCUUCAGAUCACACCCCAGGAGUUCCUCUGUAUGAAGGCUCUCCUCUUCUUCAGUAUUAUUCCAGUGGAUGGCCUGAAGAACCAGAAGCUCUUUGAUGAACUGCGCAUGAAUUACAUUAAGGAACUUGACCGUAUCAUUGCCUGCAAGAGGAAGAACCCCACCUCCUGCUCCCGGAGGUUUUACCAGCUCACCAAGGUCCUAGACUCUGUGCAUCCGAUUGCCAAGGAUCUGCAUCAGUUUACAUUUGAUCUCCUAAUCAAGGCACACAUGGUGAGUGUGGACUACCCGGAAAUGAUGGCCGAGAUCAUCUCUGUGCAGGUUCCCAAGAUCCUGUCGGGAAAAGUCAAGCCUAUCUACUUCCACGCACAGUGAUCUUUCAGAGGGACCCCUGUGCUGCCACCCCCAUUCCAGCCAUCUCCUGCCUGUUACUUCUGCACUACUGUCCUGCAGUGCCUUGGGGAAUCCCUCUGCGGUGGUGGCCAAGGGGACAGGCAGGGACAGACUUGCUGGGAUUCCUGAGAUUACUAUUUUCCUGAGGUACCUCUGAACUGAACCCCUGGCGCCGGCCUCUGCCUGGCUCCAGCUGCUCAUGGUGCUGGACAGGGACUGGCGGGGGCAGUGGCACCACGUCUGUGUUCUCCUCUGUUUGUCACUGUGACUCCAGCAGCCCAGGGCCACGGGACAACAGGAGGAGUGCCAGCGAUUGGUGGGUUUGGGGGGAUUUUUAUGAGAAGAACACAACACAAAGCAGGUUGCAGCUCCACAUUUGGGAGUGGGCUAUGUUGCCAGCCUCCUUCCAGACGUUUUGUUUGCAUUAUGGUACUGGGAAGCAGAUAAGUUCAAACAUUGCAGAAGCGAAGCAGAGUAGAGCUGGGGGACAAGGCAAAUUUGUGGCUGAGGAGUUCAUGGGCCCUGCAGCCACUGUGGGAUCUGCUCCGGUCAGCUCGGCCCUGGGACCUGCCUGUGCUGCCGAGACAGGAGCGCUGGAGCGGACAGGCUGCAGCCGAAGGCCUGCCAAGAGACAUCACCUUGGAAAUCCCCUAACGGUGGCUGGCUCUUGUUUUCCACCUGGGAUGUUUUUCCUCUGGCCUGUCCAGCUGGGUCUUGGUCUGCCCACAGACCCCCGGGUGCCCAGCAGUCACAUUCCUGUCCUCGCCAGCUGCUGCUCCCUGACAAAGCUGAACCCACCUUUGAAAGUGCCUGAUGCCCUUGGCCCUCACGCCUGCCUGGCUCCCCCGGGCACCUGCGGCCCCUGCCCUGCACCUGCAGCCCCUGCCCCCAUACCUGCUCUGCUCCUGUCAUGGCUCUGCAGAUCUGGGAUUCCAGCUAUGCUCUUUCCUUUCAUUUGUCCCAAAUGUUUUGUCUCCGCUAUUUUUUCCAAGGCCAGCAAAUGAGUGUCCUGGAGCCAAAACCAAGGCCAGGGUCUGUGGGACCUGUGGGACCAUGGGACUCCUCUCUGAAUCCUAUCCAUGAGGAGGUGGCAGUGGCAACUGGCUGGUGCCACCACGGCGCUUUGCAGGGCUGGAAGGGAAGCACCCGGAGACCCUCUGCUCUUGGAAGCAGCACACACAGCUCCUGCUGAUGGCAGUGGCUGAUUGCAGCCCAGGAGAACACCAUGGUGCACUCACUGUCCCAUGUACAUGGGACACCACACCACCCCACACACAGCACCCCACACACAGCACCCCACACACAGCACCCCCCCACACAAUCCCACACACACCACCCCACACACACCACCCCACACACACCACCCCACACACACCACCCCCCCACACAAUCCCACACACACCACCCCACACACACCACCCCACACACACCAUCCCAUACACACCAUCCUGCACACACCACCCCAUGUGCACCGCCCCACGCUCCCAGCCUGUCCCCAACACACACACAUCACCCAGGCCUACGUGCCCUGUGGGGUUUUAGUCCCUUCUUCCUGCACAUCCUGAAUCCAUCAAAACCAGCUGCUCAGACCCAGACAAGCUGUCAGUGACUGCACACGCACAGGCUGGUGCCAGGGUCACACAUGCCAUCAUGGGCUGUGACAUGGUCUGGCAUUAUCAAGCCAGAUAUCUACACAGGAUCCUUUUGCUGGCAACAGACGAACAGCAAACUCUGCACCCUCCCAGGGCAGUGCGCCCACCCAGAGCCCUGUGCCCACCUGGAGCCCUGAUCCCGCACAGAGCCCUGUGCCCACUCUGCGCUCAACUCUCCAGGAAAUGCUGUCAUGGUGCAGCUGCUCCUUUAUACACUUGGAGUAAAACAAUUUCCCUGAUACUUUCCAACCUUUUGAUGAGAUUUUCAUUAUAUGAAGGAGUGGGGGAAAAGCCCCUGUUGGAGGGGAGGAUCUUUCUUUGCAAUGAUUUUCGUUCCUCUGUUAGGUAUGGCUCUGAUCCUCCUGCUCCCUGAAAUCCUCUCAUGUAGGCAGCAACAGAAUCCAUGGGUGAACUUUCCAGCUGGUAGCCAGCAGGUUGCUGCUCUCAGAGGUUCCCUCAUGGCAGGGGACUGCUGGUAUUUUCAAUGCUGGUGUGAGCUACAGAUAUUUGCUAAUGAACCAGUAAAAAAUUCCAGCUAGUGCAUUCCUGUCUUCUGGAAGUUUCCCUGGUUCUUCACAGCAGAGCUCAGUGAGCAGAUGAAUGGUGAUUCCCAGUCCUUGUUACCAUCUCAGAGUGGCUCCAAGAAGUUUGAACAGCAAUUUGGGAGAGCUUUGUGCUUCACACAGACUCAUGUUAGUGAGGGUUUUGUUAGUUAGUGAGUGUGGCAGUGUCCUGCUGGGUGUUCCAUCUGCUGGGAGACUGGAAAGAGGCCAAACCUAGAAGGGAUUUGCCCAUCCUGUUUUGCUGGUGGGAGCACCGUGCUAAUGAGAAGUGGAGCAGGAGGGAAAGGAUACUGCCCAUGUAUCACCUACCCUGUCCGUGUCACCCAGUGUGAAGCUGCUCUGGGCAGCGAGUGCUGAGUGGGGCAGGAGCUCAUGGGGAGCACCCCCAGCCCAGGACAGAGGGGCAGUCAGGGGCAUUGAGGUCAUGUUCUCUGUCUCUUCAGUAUCACAGUAAACUUCUGCAACUUGUUCUUUCAAAAGUUGGGUGUCUACAAUAGAAUUACUAGGAAAUGUGGGAGCCAGGACUUGCAGAACCUGUGUGUGAAUUUGCUGGGGGAAUUUAUGCUGUUUCCAUGUGGAUUUUCAUGAACAGCUGCAGGAACUGGGGAAGAAGAGGCUUUAAGAAAUACCAAAGUCCAACUGCUGCCAUUUAUCUUUAUGCUUUUUGUUUUAUUCUGCGUUUUUUUGUCUACUUUUGCUUUAAUAAAGCAAGGAGAAUUUCACCGUG
This is a messenger RNA of Prinia subflava (tawny-flanked prinia), 5837 nucleotides long. RefSeq names its product androgen receptor (gene AR). The transcript has 8 exons. The record is from RefSeq and is a predicted model, not a curated record. Gene Ontology annotation, biological process: male gonad development; androgen receptor signaling pathway; positive regulation of transcription by RNA polymerase II. NCBI's taxonomy places the organism in Eukaryota, Metazoa, Chordata, Aves, Passeriformes, Cisticolidae. Gene Ontology annotation, molecular function: nuclear receptor activity; zinc ion binding; estrogen response element binding. Gene Ontology annotation, cellular component: chromatin; nucleus. The coding region runs from base 823 to 2877 and encodes 684 amino acids.